This is a messenger RNA of Tachysurus vachellii, 5322 nucleotides long. RefSeq names its product nerve growth factor receptor a (TNFR superfamily, member 16) (gene ngfra). Gene Ontology annotation, cellular component: cell surface; plasma membrane. The record is from RefSeq and is a predicted model, not a curated record. The transcript is spliced from 6 exons. The coding region runs from base 231 to 1274 and encodes 347 amino acids. Gene Ontology annotation, molecular function: nerve growth factor binding; coreceptor activity; death receptor activity. Gene Ontology annotation, biological process: Rho protein signal transduction. Lineage: Eukaryota; Metazoa; Chordata; Actinopteri; Siluriformes; Bagridae.
GCUUACGGGACAGUAGACACACACAGCGGUGCAAGGGACACACACACAAUCGGGACGGGAGCGUGCACGGGCGCGCGCAGAAGGAGGAGAGCACCACGGUGCUGAAGUCCCACGCACGGCACUGAGCUCGCCUCGUCUUCCACACGGGACUUACUAUGAGCUGUUCACGCCUUGGUGACCGUUAGCUGCUGCGCAUUCAGAGAGGAACGAGGACGAAAAGACUUUCAGUCAUGGACACCCUAACGUGGAUGGUGUUUUGCGCUGUGGUGGCAGUAGUGUGUGGCUCUACACUUGAAUUACCCGUGGACAAUGAUUGUGAAUCUGGUCAGAGAACCAACAGCGGUGAGUGCUGCAUAGAGUGUCCACCAGGGGAGGGGGUAAUCACCCCGUGUGGAGUUGCUCAAACUGAGUGUGCCCAGUGCCUUGACAGUGAGACUUACUCAGACACGUACAGUCACACGGACAUGUGUCUUCCCUGUACGGAGUGCACUGGGCUCAUGCGCAUGGAAACGCCGUGCACCGACUCCAACGAUGCCGUGUGCGUGUGUAAUUAUGGCUUCUACAUGAGCAAAUUGACAGGCAGCUGUGAGCCAUGCACACUAUGUCCACUCGGCCAUGGGGUCUACACAGGCUGUGAACCUACCAGGGACACGGUAUGUGAGCCGUGUGAGGAAGACACCUUCUCAGACCAGGAGAGCUCUCUGGAUCCCUGCUUGCCCUGCACCAUCUGCAACGAUGGCUCAGACGAGUUAGAAACCCGGAGGGAAUGCACAUCCAUAUCAGACGCAGUGUGUUACGAUCCACUGGCUCCCACCUCAGCAUUUUCCAGCUCUUCCCCUGAUUUGCCAGUGGAGGAUGUGGGAAGCCCUGGCCCAGAUGAGGAGAGCACCACGACUAAGCCAAGCUCUCCUCACUUCAUCGGUGGUGGGCUCAAUGAGAACCUCAUCCCCAUCUACUGCUCCACACUAGCAGCUGUGCUCAUCGGCCUGCUCGCAUACAUCGUCUUCAAAAGAUGGAACAGCUGCAAGCAGAACAAACAGGCGGCCAACAACCGAGCGGCCACGGCCAAUCAGACAUCUCCGUCUCCGGAAGGAGAGAAGCUCCACAGCGACAGUGGCAUCUCUGUGGACAGCCAGAGCCUUCAGGAACAGCAGCAGCUGCAGACACAGGCCGAGGCUCACACACAGACACAAACUCAGCUCCACACGCCUGAACAGAUCGUGGUGAGGAUGGAUGGAGGAGCUCAGGCAGAUUCUCAGCCAUCACAGGCAUGAAGGCAACAGCUGAAGGAGGUGACACCAUCAAGCAGAUGAUGAAGAAGAAGUGCCAGUGAGAGCAAAGGGGUGGGAAGAGCGAGGAGAAAAGUGGCAUGGUGGUUGUUCUGAUGGUCAUGACCUAACCGUGGCUAUCAGCUCCUAUUAAACCCAGUAUGGACAUUUACCUGAUGCACUGGGUCUGUGGGCUUGAAGAACUUCAGCAGAUCAGAUGUUUUUGCCACAUUCUUCACUUUUACAGAAACAUCCUCAUAUUAUCUAAAUGUUCCAUGGUCAAAACCCAGGCUGAAACCCAGUUCAGAACAUACCAGCAGCAGUCAUGUGUUAUGACACUUUGAUCUAAAUUGGGCUUCAUAUAGCACUGGAAUCUAAUACAUCUCAUUUAACAUCACCAACCAAAUCUAAAUGGCCUUAUAGCAUUUUCCAAUGUAUUAUAACUAAUGUAUACUCCAAAAUAUAUGUAUGUAAACCAUGCAUUUGUUCCCUUAACAAACUAAUCCAUAAGGUUUCCACUUGAACCAAAUGAAGAUCAUCAACCCAAGCACUUCAUGCUUUAAAGACACUCCAAGAGCUAAGAAGGGAGGUCUGUUUUUCAGACUGAUUGCACCUGUUGCCUCCUGCUCCUGAUGAUCUGGUCCCACCAAACUCUCAGAUGAAUUAGAGCUCUAGUUCUGGACCUAUAGGCCUUAUAUGGACUCCAGAAGAAUGCCUCAAUCGCACUAACCUCCUUUGCUUUGUUUUGUCUUUGUUCUUAAUAUUCUUUAUUCCAAACCUGCCUAAAAAUAGGAUUAAAAAGCAUGUCUUUGAGGUGUUGGUCAGAUUCCUUCCUUCAAAGUAGUCUACAGAAAUUUGAAAGGUUGCCCUUUAAGUCCAGGCCUGUUAGUGGUGCUGUUUUUACCCUUAAUGGUGGUUUGUGAAGUGAAGCCAAUUCUGUAUCAGCGAGUGUAGGCGACAUCUUGAAAAGGUGACAUUUACUGACCUUUACAGUUGUAAUGACUCACAUCUAUACUUAGCGCACUCUCUCUCUCUCUCUCUCUCUCUCUCUCUCUCUCUCUCUCUCUCUAUAAAGCAGAUAUGUUUUUUUGAUAUACCCACAUACAAUCUCUGUUUCCUCCACACAUACAUACUUUAAGUGCAUCGUAUUCCCUCCGCUAUUACCUCACUUCCACCCAGAUUUAUGUUACAGUGCUGAGUUGUAUGGUUCUUGUUUCACAGAAAGCAAACUAUAGCAGGUCAGUGGGAUGCAAUUCUGCAAUUCUCUACAGCAGAGGGAGUCGGCUUAAUACAUUACCCACUCCUUUCAUACACAUACAGAUCACCAGUGUAAUUCCCAGACUCAAUACUCAAUGAUUCAUCUUCAGACUUCUGUUCGCCAUUUACCUCUCUCGGUUUCACCCCAAGGCUGACUAACCCAGGUUUGAGAACCAUGGGUAAAUGAUUCAUGCUGUGGUUGGUGAGUGGGCCACAUGUGGUAAACUGGGGUCCAUUAGAUGCUCUAAUGUGGUUGUGCUCAAAGCCAGCUCAGCAUCUUUGGACUCUGAGUGGUUCUGCCUGGCUGUAAGUGCUGUAUCACUGUGCUGGUGGUAAUGCUGUUAAAACAGUAGGUCUAGCCAGCACCUUUAAAGAUUCUUCAGUUUGUCCUUUUUGGGACCCCGUACAUUUGCUAAUUUGAGGAGGUUUUUCAUGGAGAAAACCAUUAGGUUUUAUGUUGAACUGUGUAGUGUUUCCUAUCAAACUAACUGUCUAAUUGGUGGAUUAGUUAUAGGUAAAAACUACUAGCUAUUCACAGCAAAGAAAGUGCAAAUAAACUGGGGAAAACUUACAUACCUAAUAUCAAAUCACUUCACGUUGAUCUGGUGAUGCCCCAAGAAGGUACAAGAUAGAAAGGGUAGAAAAGCAAUCAAGAAUGUGCCGUGUGAAUGUGGGCAAACACUUACAUAGUAUCCAUACACCACAACACAGCAACCAAAACCAACCAAUUUCAUGUGCUUCUUUUUCCCAAGGAUUACAUCCUUCCUUCAUUAAUCUAAUGAGCGGUAGUGGCAUAGACAUACAUUGAGUAGAUACACACACUUGCAUACAUCUAGUUUUACUGUGUUUGCUGCAUGGCUUUGUAGUUUACUCCACAAUCCAGAAUGGGAGCUUGUAAUCUAGUGCAUCACUCUCAGGUCACUGGGCACAAACUGAGGAAUGGUGGUGGGAUUCAAACUGCAAUAAAUAACCACUAUAGUAUUGAUCAAACUUUGUUUAAGGAGCACAGUAUUGAGACUUUUUUCUAUUUUACUCAGGCUUAUCUAAUGUAAAUAGUGGACAAUAAAAUUACUGCAUACUGAAACAACUGUAUAUUUACUUAUUUCUGUAGCAUUGGCCUUGGAGCAGCUGAAAGAUGCCCUCAUGGUUGGAUGUUAGUUUGACAGAACCUGGUGUGUACCAUUGCCUUAUUGCUUUGUUCCUUUGUUUUCACUUCACUUGGCUAAUAAUACUAGCUUUGGCUUGGCUUGAUAAGCUAAAGUCAGUAUUCACCUCCUGUCUGGCAGAGCAAUAGAGAGUCUGUUCUUGCGCAUUAUUGUUCAGAGCCGUCCUCCUCACUCAGCUGGGUGCUUUCCAUUAAAUCAUUCUAUGGAGCGUAUUAUUGGCCUCUGCAGCUAGCUGCUGUGUUGGAGUGAAAUGCGUUUUAUGGCUCCAUUGCCUCACUUGUGGAGCUCUACUCCACCGUUUUGCAGAAAGCACUUACAGGUGAAAAGGGAAGACAAGUCGCUUUAUGUUUUUUUCCUCUUCAUUGCUUCCUCUGUGAACACAUACGGCAACAGAGGACAGCUGUCAUCUUUUGUGUGGCCAGAGAAAUGAAAACAAAGCUCUCAGUUUUGCAGACAAUGAUUUUCUGUCAGUUUGGUCUUCAGAGUACUGAUAUUUUCAUACCAUUAAAAAGGAAUACAAGUGAUUGAAUGGAUUAGAAAUUGUUCUUAGUAUUAUAGUAUAGUAAACAGAAGCUAACAUGGAUUAUCUUCUACGAACUGCUCUUACGGCACAAUGAAGCACUUCUAUAUUCAACAUCUUAAUGUACAUUCUUCACUCAAUAACCAGCUUUUGCUUCCAUUUAUCACCCAAGGAUGAGUAGAGAAUGUACAAAAGCCUAGUGAUUAAUAUUAAUAUGCAAAAUGUGUUGCGCUAGCUAACUUUGUCUUUUAUUGUGUUCAGUUCUAUUUUUAUCCAGUGCUCUUCUUUUAUAGAAAACAUGGUUUUGUUUUUCUUGAUAGAAUUAACUUUUCAGAGCAGAAUUUUAUAAAGACAGUUUACUUUUGUAGCACUUAAACUGAUUGAAUUAAUACACUCAAAGAGUAUCAAGCACCACAAAGUGCCUGUGGACUUCGUCAGGUGUCUUUGAGCUACAUUCAUAAAAUUCAAUUUUGCAUCGCUUUGCUCUAUUUUUUUCUUUAUGUCUGAUCUGUAUAAAAUGUAAGUUGUAUGUAUGCUUUCUACAUUUUAUUGGGUCUUUAGUCAAGAUAAAGAUGGUCAUGAAUGCUACAGGACAUUACAUCAUUAUCAAAAUAAACUACAUCUGGGUUCAAGUUUAACAGAAUAGGCUUGAACAUUCACAAGAUACACAUGCUAUAUAUGCUUAAGAUCGUGAAAUAAAAUGCAGAAACUAACAUCUAUUGUCAUGUACUGUCAUGAUGUGUUUUUAUUAUGCCAUUCUAUGCAUUUACAGGAUAAUAUAACAUCAACCUAACAAAAACAUAUUGACCAUAGGUACUGCAUACAUGUACGUUUGUUUUUGGCAAGCCUUUAAAACCCUACUUUAGAUGGACAUGGAGCCACUCAUAAGAGUUCAUAUGGUUAGAUAAUGUCAAGGGUGAUUCUCAAGCAGGAUUUCACUCUAUCAGUCCCUGCUUCCCUAAUGGGGAUGAAUGUUAGUUGUACUUAGCCCAUAUUCUCCAAUGCAUUGUGUAAAUGUGACAAAUUUCAUAUAGUUGUUAUGACAGUACACUUAUGUAAAUGACAAAUGAGACAAAUUAGUUAUGUAAUAGAAUAAAAACAAUUAUGAUUG